Messenger RNA from Jatropha curcas, 2323 nucleotides. Its product is annotated as fasciclin-like arabinogalactan protein 16. The record is from RefSeq and is a predicted model, not a curated record. Lineage: Eukaryota; Viridiplantae; Streptophyta; Magnoliopsida; Malpighiales; Euphorbiaceae.
UAUUUGCUCAGCGACACAAUAAACACCUGUAAAUGUAACUUCUUUCUCCUCUCACUUUCCUUCUCUUUACAAUAUCUGAAUCUGCAUUUUCUGUCAACAUACAUUAAUCCUCCAUCUUCAACCUCAAUAAUACAUUUAUUCUCUCUCUUUCUGGGUCUGGCAAUUUGCCAUGGAUUUUGGCAUCUGUUCUGCUACAAAGCUUAUUCUCACUGCCCAUCUGCUCCUUCUUGCGGGAUUCUCCAUUGCAUUGCCGGAAUAUUCCAUUUCCAAUUCUAACUCAACCCAAAUCAACUCGAACUCCGUCUUAGUUGCUCUUCUUGACUCACAUUAUACAGAGCUCGCCGAGUUGGUUGAAAAGGCCCUUCUCCUUCAAACCCUCGAACAGGCUGUUGGCCGCCACAACGUCACCAUCUUCGCCCCAAAAAAUGAAGCCCUUGAGCGUCACUUAGACCCUGAGUUCAAGCGCUUCUUGCUUGAACCUGGUAACCUCAAGUCUUUACAGGAAUUAAUUCUCUUUCAUAUAAUUCCAACUCGGAUUAACUCGGACCAGUGGCCAACUCACUCCUUGUCAACCCAUCAUAACACGCUCUCCAGUGAUCAUCUUCACUUAACGCGGGAACAAAAAUCUGGAGAAAGAAUUGUAGGUCAUGCUAAAGUGAUCCAUCCCGACUCCGUCAUCCGACCCGAUGGUAUAAUCCAUGGGAUCGAACGGCUAUUGAUUCCCCAAUCAGUAGAAAACGAUUUCAACCGCCGUCGAACUCUCCGUUCGAUUACUGCCGUUAAGCCUGAAGGAGCUCCGGAAGUUGACCCAAGAACAAACCGUCUUAAAAAACCUGCUCCACCGGCUAAACCCGGUUCUCCUCCGGCUCUACCCAUUUUCGAUGCGUUGGCUCCAGGACCUUCAUUGGCUCCAGCACCGGCACCGGGACCCGGUGGACCUCACCACCACUUCAACGGAGAGGCACAAGUGAAAGAUUUCAUAGCAACGUUGUUACAGUAUGGGGGGUACAACGAGUUCGCUGAUAUAAUGGUGAACUUAACCUCACUAGCCACCGAAAUGGGGCGGCUAGUUUCUGAAGGAUAUGUAUUGACGGUUCUGGCGCCGAACGACGAGGCCAUGGCAAAGCUAACGGCAGAGCAGUUAAGUGAGCCUGGAGCACCGGAGCAGAUAAUGUAUUAUCACUUGAUACCGGAGUACCAGACGGAGGAGAGUAUGUAUAAUGCAGUGAGGAGAUUUGGGAAGGUGAAUUAUGAGACGUUGAGAGUGCCACAUAAGGUGGUGGCUCAGGAGGCUGAUGGGUCGGUGAGGUUUGGGAGCGGUGAUGGGACGGCGUAUUUGUUUGAUCCGGAUAUAUAUACAGAUGGGAGGAUUUCAGUGCAGGGUGUUGAUGGGGUUUUGUUUCCGGCAGAGGAGAUGAAGCCAGUGGAGAAGGAAGUUAAAGUUGCCAAGGUUGUGACAAAAACUAGAAGAGGAAAAUUGCUGGCAGUAGCUUGCAAGAUGUUGGGGGCUCUAGGACAGGAUUCUCGAUUUUCCAGUUGCCACUGAUAUAUAAGCCACUAUCACAGGACUGUCAGGCUUCAUUAAAGAAAGUGACCAAGGUUCCAAAUUCUUGCUCUUUUCUGUUAAUCUCCAUCCUGACUUCCCCUCCUACUCUUUCCAAAUUAUCAUCUCGUUAACGUGCUUGGACGAUUGAUAUCUAGUGUCAAUAAUCCGGUUGAUCCCGAUUCUUGUCCUCAUCUUGUUCUAUUAGUUAAGCUUGUCCAUCUAAAGUAGCAAUUAAAUUCUUUUCCUGCAUCCAAUGCCAGAUUUUGGUUGAUGUUCAUCUAUGUUGUAUUGGGAUUUAGCAGUUCUAAUUCUGCUAGCUACGAGAAAGAUCAAUUGUAAUGCCCUCAACAAACUAAUAAAGAUUAUUUCCUUCGUGAUGCAGAUGCCCCAGAACGAUGGGAUCAUGAAAAUGUAAAAACUCGUGGAAUGGUAUCCCUCAGGAGAGACUAGAAGGAUUGCCAAUCAUUAUUUUUUGUUCACAUUUCUUUUCUUUUCUUUUUUUCUUUCCCUUUUAUGGUGUUUGAGGUUUUUGGUUGGUUUUGGAUCAAGGAAGAGAGAGCAGAGUCCUCCUGUAAUUAUAAAAACACAAUAAAGUACAUAAAAUGUAUCUUAAUUUCAAAUUAGUUGAUUUAGGUGCUUGUGGUGGUGGAAUUAAGCCUGGUGCAAGCCGAAGAUGGAAGAAGUCACGAGGUUUAUUGCACAUUAUUUUAUCUAUGGAAUAAAACUGUGGUAAAACUAGAUUUGGAAUACAAUAAAAAUGAUUCUCUUGUGGGAUUA